CCAUCACUCACAAACCAUCAAUCUGCAACCCAGGCCCCGUUUCCCAUCACCAGAUAUUCAACCCGUCCUUCGAUCUUCCAUCCCCCAUCUCCCAAUCUCUUUCCUUGUCCUCAUCUGCACAACCCAUCGACCACUUCCUCCUCUCGUCAUCAAGUCUCCCGAUUCUUGACAAUGGCCACCGACCGCGAAAGUAAAACAUUUCUUGCGAGGCUCUGUGAGCAGGCUGAGCGCUACGAUGAGAUGGUCAGCUACAUGAAAGAGGUGGCCAACAUGGGCGGCGAGUUGUCUGUUGACGAGAGAAAUCUCCUCUCCGUUGCUUACAAGAACGUCGUCGGGACCCGACGUGCCUCCUGGCGCAUCAUUUCCUCCAUUGAGCAAAAGGAGGAAUCCAAAGGCUCCGACAAACACGUUGCCACCAUUCGCGAGUACCGCCAGAAGAUCGAGAGCGAGCUUGAGAAGGUCUGUCAAGAUGUUCUCGACGUCCUCGACAAAGCCCUCAUCCCAAAAGCCGAAUCUGGAGAGUCCAAGGUCUUCUAUCACAAGAUGAAGGGAGACUACCACCGAUACCUGGCUGAAUUCGCUUCUGGGGAGAAGCGCAAGGUUGCGGCCACUGCCGCUCAUGAGGCCUACAAGAAUGCCACCGAUGUAGCACAGACCGAACUCACCCCUACCCACCCCAUCCGUCUUGGUCUUGCCCUCAACUUCAGCGUCUUCUACUACGAGAUCCUCAACUCCCCCGACCGUGCCUGCCACCUUGCCAAGCAAGCCUUUGACGAUGCCAUUGCCGAGCUCGACUCGCUGUCCGAGGAGUCGUACCGCGACAGCACGCUUAUCAUGCAGUUGCUCCGAGACAACCUAACGCUGUGGACGUCGUCCGAUGGUGGUGAAGGUGAAGCUGGCCCAGCCGGCGAAGCGCCCAAGGAAGACAAGCCCGCCGAGACCGGUGCCUCUGCUGAGCCUGCAGAAAAGACAGAGGCUGCUCCACCUUCCUAGAGAGAUUGCCAACUGGCGGCUGUGCAUUCCUUUCCGCCUUUGGCAACUCUGGCUUACAUCAACUCUCUACGAUUUUUCGGGCAGGAUUAUUGCGCAAAAUGGCAGCACUCGCACUGGCCUCUCUGUGACGAGCUCGGAUUCUAGGUAUUGCACUGGAAGGCGCGUGCAGUGAUUUGUUCAGGCGGGCCCAGAUAAAGGCAGAGAGAGAGAGAGAACUACCAAGACUCCCAGAUCCGGGCAGACUACCUACCCCAAACUAUUCCCCCAACCAUGUCGAAUGCAAUCCCCCCAGGCAAUACUGAUUUCUUCGUUUUAUUGUCUCCUACGAUACCACAUAGCUUUUAGCUCAGGUGGAUUGAUGAAUGGAGUUAGCAAGCGCGUCGCGGAAAGGUCCACAAUCACACUUUGACAUCUGCAACCGUCGUUUCUGGUCAGUGUCUCUUCGUCUCCUAUCUGCGUCUCCCGUUCAUCGACUGCGUUCAUUGCUCUGCCCUUCACAUGUACGCAGCAGUCUCAGCCCACGCCAAUCUCACGCAGGCAGACAUGUGAC
Molecule: messenger RNA, 1543 nt
Organism: Cladophialophora immunda
Lineage: Eukaryota; Fungi; Ascomycota; Eurotiomycetes; Chaetothyriales; Herpotrichiellaceae
Product: 14-3-3 family protein epsilon
Exons: 6
Coding region: 172-993 (273 amino acids)
Biological process (GO): signal transduction
Cellular component (GO): cytoplasm
Source: RefSeq, a predicted model, not a curated record